Symbiodinium natans is the source of this 1422-nucleotide messenger RNA. The record is from the annotation of a GenBank genome assembly. NCBI's taxonomy places the organism in Eukaryota, Dinophyceae, Suessiales, Symbiodiniaceae.
AUGGAUCCAGCCAGCUGGGCCAUCUCUGACGUGGCCACGGCGGUAACAGCUUCACUUCUGCUUUAUUGCCAUUGGCGGUGCACCCAACAGGACUUGCGUCGAGGGAUAGAACAGCUCUUUAGCUGCGCCUCCUUUUGCGAUGGGCAAGCCAAGAAUGCCGCAGAGCAGACCAUGGAAGCGAGAAUCGACGAGGAGGUGGGGAAGAUGCGCGUGAAGACCUUCAACCUCUCCUGCCGGGUCAUGGUCCACAUUGGAGUGAUCGCCGUGCUCCUGGCGCUGGUCGAGGCUCCGCGCAGCUUCCGGGGGUUGCUGUGGCUGAUUUGGAUGUUUCUGCCCUACCUCGUAGACCUGGCGAGCGUGCUGGGGUACGUACGCUUCACCCCUUCCAGUGUUCGAUUCAUCUGCAUUGGCAUCUACCUCUGUGCCCUCGGGGGCACGGUGUCAUUGGCUUGGAUCCCGAAGGAUGAGUAUGUUGGACGUGCUGGGGUGUCGGUGGCGGCACAGCUGGUUCUGGGCAUCUCCUUCCCAGACAAGGCGGUGGCAGCACCCUUUGCCUUCUGCUUCAUGGCCGCUUACGUCUGGACCGCCAUAGAGGUCUGCGGAGUGGAAGCCAUCAACGUCUGGUUCCUGUUUCAGCAGGGCUUUCAACUGGUACUGAACAUCUUGGUUCCCGCGGUGCUGGAAAAGAUCAACCGCGACCGGAUCGCGGCAUCCUUCCAGUCCAAGGAUUCUGAUGCCUUGAUCUCUGGCUUCCGGCAGAUGUUGAGAGGCAUUUGCGACGGAGACUUGCUCUUGGACGGGGACUUCAAGAUUUCCGGUAGUGCCGGCUGCCUCAAGCGCAUCCUCGAGACGACGCGAGACUUCGUCGGGGAGCCGUUCCCAGACCUCAUCGACAAGUCCGACAAGGACGCGCUGGUCAUGUUUGAUGACUUCCUCACGCGGAGUACUCCGAAGACGGCCUCUGAAGAGUCGGAACAGCAGCAGAGUACACCGCCAUGUCUUCGGGUGGCGCUGAAAUCGCCCUCUGGGCGAACCGUCCCUGUGGACGUCUUUCACGUCUGCUUACCGAACCUAUUUGGUACAGACUCUGUGCACCACUUGCUUGCCCUGACCGAAGAUUCGGAGGCGCGCGUGCAACCGGAUGCCACGCAGGACGCAAUUCCCCAGAGCCUGCUCAACUCUCGAGGAUCUGGUUCCAUCCGCUCUGCUGCCAGCAGUGACAGCGAAGUCGUGGAGGCGUAUGACGAGCUUGCCGAGCUGACACUGCUGCUGGACACAAGUAGGCAGCUGAUCGACAUCGAGGAAGCUCACAUCCGCUUCGUGCGCCAGUCGGAGCGCGCAGAAAUGCGCUUGGGCAUGCCGACACUCAAACGAUGCCGGGCAUCAAUUGUCUCUUCGGUACAGAAAUCGCAAGCCUUUUAG